AUGGACGUUCCGACUUUCAACUCCGUUCUUCUCACAUUCACUGCGGCGGUCUGUGGUCUCGCCCUGAUUGGACUGCUUUUCCUUUUCCUGUCUAUCCAGUGUUCCUGUUGCAAAAGAAGGACCAGAGCAAGUGAGGCAAGGCACAGUAUCCCUACCGUUCACAUCUCUGUUCACAAUGAUAAGUGAGUUUGUUCACACCCUAAUCCUCUUCAAUCCCCUUUUUAUUUUUGAAAAACUCGAGCAAAGUUUAAUUAAUUAAAUAGGUUGAAACUUAUACCGAGACCUGUUCCGAAAUGGAAGUUCGCUUUGCUUGAGUAUUUGAAGAGAUAGUGAGCUACAAUGUACUGUCGUCUUAACUUACUAAAAAACGCUUUUUUCCAAAUUAGGCCUUUUUAAGGGUUGCUAGCGUUUGCAAAAACUCAGUUUUUAAAACUCAAUUUGAAUAAUCAAACGUUAAGAUUGUGUUUUUCUUCAAAUCUGUUCAUUUUUUCGUACAAAAAACUCGUUAUUAACGUUAAUAACGAGUUCGUUAUAACGAAGAUAUCGCCCAAAACCGCGACUGGUGUGUGCACAUUUUAAACCUACAGUGUGCCAAACUGAGCGUACGGAACAAAUGUGGGCUCUCGAAAUUUCAGCUUUGCGUUUUGUGCUAACUCAUUUAAAACAAUAAAAACGCGGUCUUUCUGGCAGAAAAAAACGUGAAAAGAUGGCUCGGAAUGGGCUAGCUCAAAUAAUGGUCAAUCGCAACAAAAUUUUUGAAACUUUAGAUAUGUAAGUCAAUUUAAAAAAUUAUAAUUAGGGGCGCAAAGCCCCACCCCUUCACGCCACCAAAAUGACGAUUUUUUUGUUGCAAAAAAACGGUUUUUGAGGCGUUUAUACUAGCUAAAGUUCCACUUUAAAAAUAAACUGUUUCAGUUAAUCUAUGUAAUCGACAACGCUCUACAAGACUGAAUAUUUUUAAACUAUGUAUUUUUCAAAAAUAAGCGAAAAAGUAAGAUUUAACACGAAAAAAAACUGACAAGUUUCACAAAAUCCUCGCGUUUCUAAAAACCAAGCGAGGAACGCUUCUUAAUUUAAAGUAUGUUAUAUACUAACAAUUUCUUUAUUUUUCGAGUAAAAAUUUUAAAAGAUCUAACGACGCGAAAAAAAAAAUCUAAGCUUGUAAAGUGACACCAAACUUUGAAGCUGAAAUGCGAAAAAAUUUCAGCGACAUGGUAUACUUUUUAUUUGAUUUAAAAACUCACAAUGUGUUUAAAAAUAUAAAAUUCAGAAUGAAAAUAAUUAUUGGGAGAGCGAAUCAAAUUAUAUUUGAAUUUUACCGAAACCUCCUUUUUUCGUCUGCCUCGUUGACGCAUGAGAGAAUAGGAUCGCGUCUAUACUUUUUGAUUAUGUUAUUAAGCGUUCAAAAACUCUAUCAAUAGAAAAAAAUUAUGAAAAAAAUCGAUCGACGCGAAAAAAAUAACGGUAAAAAAAUUCUGAAAAAUUAUUAUCUUUCUGAAAAAAAUUAUUAUCUUUCUGAAAAAAAUUAUUAUCAUUUGAUUUGGAAAAAAAGAAAAAAAUAAGCUGAAAAAUUCCUUCUGACCUUUUUUUCUAAGUAGUUUUUUUGAUAUUUUAUCAAAAUUUCUUAUGAGGAUUGUACGAAAGAUUCAUACCAAAACAUGAAGCUCAGUUUGGACAACCUCUCAGAACAGAAAACCGAUUUGAAAACGGUUCAGAAAUGCGCAAAAACAUUUAAAAAGAAAGCGUGCGGCAGCGGGGAAACCGUGAGAUUUUGCCUCCAGUUGUACGCCGCGCGCGCUAGUUUUUUCGCCAUAACUUUUUUCUUAGUGGACCUUUUUUCAAAAACUAAACGAAUUAUGAAAAUUGACAGUCUCUUCUAUGGAAUAGUGUGAAAAGCAUAUUUUUGGGAUCGUUUUGAAGAAAUGGCUUGCGGACCCUAAUUAUAAUUCUUUCAGAAUUUCGACCUACCGAGGAAGCAACGACCUGGAAUACAUAGAUUCCUCCUUAAACACCGGCCUUAUAUCUUCUACUGUUAAAGUGAAUAACGUGUCGCCAAAGUCAUAA
Messenger RNA from Caenorhabditis auriculariae, 2064 nucleotides. The record is from the annotation of a GenBank genome assembly. NCBI's taxonomy places the organism in Eukaryota, Metazoa, Nematoda, Chromadorea, Rhabditida, Rhabditidae.